GAAACAAUGCACUAGCCACACUCCGCACAGCUGUCGCGGUCUUGAGGAUGGCGACAAUUCGAUUACCUCUUCCCGGCUCGGGCAGCAGGCCACGGGAUAUCGAGAUAGUAACGAGCAUACCCUUCAAUGCUCGUGGAGAUGCAGGCAGGAGGCAUACCCAGCGCGCCACUCGAGGCGGGCUAUGGCGGCUGCUGGUGGCCGCGGUUGCGAUGUCGGCGGGCACGAUGAUGUUUGGGGCGUGGUGGUGGAGCUCACAGCUGCCGGAGAGCCAGAAGCGCGCGGCGGAAAGCGAGGCGCUGCUGGCGCCACCCAGCCAGAGCUUCUGCAGCCGGAUACGGCCGCCCAUGGUGUGCGCGCAUGGUGGUGACACCACGCACGCACCGCCCAACACGGUUUCCGCCUUCCGAAAUGCCCUGGCGGCAGGGGCAGACUGCGUGGAGAUUGACGCAGCGAUGUCCAAGGACGGCGUGCUGGUUGUGAUGCACGUGCGUGAGCUGGCGCAGCUGCUGGGGGGCAGCCGCAAGGGCGUGCAGGUGGGGGACCUGCCAUCGUCAGAGCUGCUGGCUCUGCAAUGGCCCAGCGGUGAAUACGUGAUGAGUGUGGAGGAGGCGGUCAAGCUAACCUCGCCGUUCGUGGAUGUUGUGACUCUGGAUGUCAAGGACUACAAUGACAAGUCUGGCCAGCCAACCGACGAGCUGGCCAUGGCGGAGGCGCUGGUGGGGUUGGUAUCAGCCACCCGCUGCACCAACUGCCUCAUCUGGGCCAAGAGCGACCGCGUGGUGCGCCGCGUACUGGAGCUGUCGCCAGGCCAACGCACCGGCUACAUCGUCAUGAACGAGACGGAGGAGAGCCGCCAGCUGGGCAUGCACCACCCGCUGCGCUUUGGCGGGCCGACGGCGGCGCCCUCGCCGCGCCACUUGCGCGGUCAGGACCAGGCACCGGGCGCACUAGGCAGUGGCAGUGGCGGGGCACCGCGGCAGCCGACCAGCGUGUACGUGCAGCCGGCGGUGGUCGGUGUGCACUUCGCAAUGGUGGAGCCGCAGCUCCUGGACGUACUGCACGGCGCAGGCAAGCAGCUGUACGCCUGGACCAUCAACCAUGCGGAGGUGCUGCGGGCGGUGUUGGACGUAGGUGUGGACGCGCUGGUGACUAACUACCCGCUGACGGCGAUGGAGGCCAUUGAGUCGCGGCUUACCAAGUGCGGCGGCGGCAGCCGCAACGGCGGCGGUCGUAUCUGGCGGCCCAACGGCACUCGCAGCAGCGGCGGCGGUGUGGGCGAUGACGGGCCGUUGCUGCCGGGUGACUACUUGUGAUGCGCGUAAACGGGAAAGACGAGGAACAGCAUACUGCGGUUGGAGAUGGGGAGCAUCGACCAAAGCAGAACGGCGAGACGGCGGUGGGGCUGCAUCGGCUUGCCAGCCACAUUGCGACUGGUGGAGCUGGCGCCUUGAUGCAGGCAGCAGCGCUACACCAGCCUAACGGAGCCGGCGCCCUCAGCACCAGCUUCGAUCCUCCCCUGGAUGGCCUGCGGGCCCGCCCGCACGGCGUCCAUGCGGCUGCCAUGGGCUCGGCAUCCGCCACGCACUCGCGGCGGCGCGGGCCCUGCUGGCACCCGACCGCUCAGUUCACCACCGUCAACAUAGUGCUGUCCGCCUGGUGGGUGGCCCAGCCCCAACAGGCCCACGCGCUCCCUCGCCUUGCGCUGGCGCUAUCACGGCCACUGAGCGGGGCAGAUGGACUGGUAGUGCGUUGGGCCGGGCUCGGAGCCUGCUGGCCCGCACACUACCGGUCGUCUUCGCUGUCCCGGCACACGUAUUGUGGCACUGGCUUGCAGCCCCGCUGCGCGUGGUUGAGCUCCGGCUUGGCCGACUGCCGACGGCUGACCUGCUGGGAUUACAGACGCAAGCCGCAAGCGUGCAUGUCUGUAACGGUGUGGAGUUGCUACGACCAGCGGGUAUCAUCGUGGUAUGAUCAGCAGUUGAUGUCGAUCUGUUGCGGACUGUGCAGCCCUGCGGCUGUUGCACGCCCGUUCGAGUAGCGGGAAAGUGGCUGUGGCAAGGGCUACCCUGCGCGUCCCCGAGUGUCCUAAGCCUAAAUCACAGUGUCCGGACGCUAGCCUGCGCUAGCUGCCUGAGGCAUAGAGUCAGGCUGUGUGGCCGCCGUGCACUUGGUUGCACAUCAAAUUUCACUGAGGCGAGUGGGUGGGCGAGCAGGCGCGCUGGCGGCAGCUGUGUCAUGGGAAGCCGAUGUAGUCGUUGAGUACCGGCAAAAGUUCUCCCCGAAGUGGUGAACGCGGAACAUUUACACAAAUUGUAUUUAUACAAACUUUGCAGUGUUAAGUUUGCAAGGACUUGUUAACAGCGCUGGGGCUUGCGCAAAAGUUAUUGGCCGCGCAGAGUGUUGUCAGCAGCUUUGGCCGAGGUGACGGUACAUAUUUUCAAUU
This is a messenger RNA of Chlamydomonas reinhardtii, 2443 nucleotides long. RefSeq lists its product as uncharacterized. Bases 48 to 1313 code for a protein of 421 amino acids. The transcript has 8 exons. Gene Ontology annotation, molecular function: phosphoric diester hydrolase activity. Lineage: Eukaryota; Viridiplantae; Chlorophyta; Chlorophyceae; Chlamydomonadales; Chlamydomonadaceae. The record is from RefSeq and is a predicted model, not a curated record. Gene Ontology annotation, biological process: lipid metabolic process.